AUGCAGCAGAGCAAGUCAAAUUGCUACUUACGCGCAAACGCCUCCGCGGCUUUGGCCGCGCCUCUCGAGCGCAAAUGCUCUGAAGCGGUCGUUUGGGCCAGGCUGGCCGGCUCGGGCGAUCGGGGAAGGGAAGCCGGCUGCCGCGGCCGGCGUGCGCUUUCGGGCAGGGAUUUCUUGGGCGGCGGCGGCGGCGGCGGCGGGGUGCAGGGUUUUCCGGCGGCGAGCUUCUUCGAGGCAUUACGGCGCUCCCUCGACGCCGGCGUUGACGUGGACGCGGAGGGAAGGGGAGGCCGCGCUCGCUCUCGCAGUUCCUGGCCGGAGCCUCCGGAGGUGGCAGCGCUCGUAAACCAGCGCGGGAAGCGGCACCCGAGCGGGGGGAGCUUUAGCCCCGGAAAUGGGUUGAGAAUUGGGCACCGAGGCGACGCCCGCGUACGCAGGACCAGUGCCACCCGGGAGGGCGGGCGGGACCUCCAGGUCGGUCUCCCGCGGGUGGGCGUUGGGCCCCGAGCACCUUCGCCAGCACCGGCCUGGGAGUGGGGACCGCAGAGGUUCAGCCCCCCUGCCGGGAAGCGAGGACCCGAUCUUCCUUUGGGGAUGGUGGAAAAGAGUGGCAGGGAGGCAUGGAGCCAACUGGACCACGAGCCUGUGAAAUUGUUGCAGGGGCUGGAGAGGAUGGUCACGUCACAAUUCUCAGGAACGAGGAUGCCCACCCACGUGGAGGAUGGCAACUUCAGGCUGAGCACAAGCACAUAGACCCCAGACUGGUUGAAACCAGAAGGAUGAUUCCUGGAACAGCUCCCUGUUGUCACCAACCAAUCAGAGAAAAGUCUCAUGCCCUGCAGCCCUUCCCCCAAAUUUUGCCUAUAAAUACUCUUCCCCCAAAACCCCUUGGGGUUUUUAAGCAUGAACCGCCUGUUCUUCUUGCAUGGCCCUCGCAAUAAAUCUUUUUGGC
Hippopotamus amphibius kiboko is the source of this 952-nucleotide messenger RNA. RefSeq lists its product as uncharacterized. The record is from RefSeq and is a predicted model, not a curated record. Lineage: Eukaryota; Metazoa; Chordata; Mammalia; Artiodactyla; Hippopotamidae. The transcript has 5 exons. The coding region runs from base 1 to 753 and encodes 250 amino acids.